GUUCUAAUUAAUAUCCAAGCUCAAACUUAUAACUACUAGCACACGAAACGAUCAAGAAAUUAUUCAAAGAAGAUAGGAAAAGUUAGAGAUGGAAGAAAUAAACAUGGAAGGGAGUUUAUUAAGACAGAUGAUGAAGCUGAUGAUGACCACUGAGAAAGAAAUUACCCCUCUUGAACCUCAUCUGGCAUUUUGUUAUUCCUCGUUCAUGAAAGAUAUCCAGGGACUUCUUUUUGGAAAGGCUUCUAAGAUUCCUAGUAUGCUGUUUGGAACCGAGUCUCAGACUAAACACAUCUUCGCUAUUAAACAAUAUUUAGGCCUCGACGAGCUUCUAAAUGCUUUUUGCGUGUUGUGUUCUGUUUGCAGGGCACUAGACACAGUUGAGGAUGACACGACCAUCCCUUCAGAGUUAAAGGUGCAUGUCCUGGAAAAUUUUCACCGUCACAUUUAUGAUCGUGAGCUUCCCUUUUCAUGUGGCACCAAAGACCACAAAGUUCUCAUGGACCAAUAUCAUCACGUUUCAACCGCAUUGUUGGAGCUCCAAAAAGGUUACCAAAAUUCAAUUGAAACCAUAGUGAAAACAAUGGGUGCUGGAAUGGCCAAAUUUUUGCUGAAUGAGGUAGAAACGGUGGAUGAUUACAACGAGUAUUGUCAUUAUGUUGGUGGAUUUGGUUUUCUGGAAAUGUCGAAACACUUGCACGCCUCCAAUUUGGACGAUAUGACUUCGGAUCAUCUCUCCAAUUCCAUGGGUUUAAUAUUUCAGAAAGUACAUUUUAUUGAAGACUUUUUCGACGAUAUGAAUGAGAUACCAAAAGGACGCAUGUACUGGCCUCGUGAAAUUUGGAGUAAAUAUGUUGACAAACUUGAGGACUUGUUAUACAAAGAAAACUCGGAAAAAGCUGUUUGUUGUUUGAAUGAUAUGGUUACUGAUGCAUUGUCACAUGUGGUUGACUGUCUGGAGUACCUUUCCACUUUGCGGCAUACUGGUGUAUUCCAAGUAUAUGCUAUUGGUCAGAUUCUUGCCAUCGGAACCCUGAGUUUGUGUUACAACAACGUUAAAGUUUUUAGAGGAGGAGUGAGAAUGAGUCGUGAUCAGUUUUUUAAAGUUGUCCUUGGAACAAAAGCCAUGUCUGAUGUUUAUCAAGCUGUCUAUGAUUUUUCGAGUACGCUGAAGAUUAAGAUUGAUGUUAAUGAUCCUAAUGCAACAAAGACACUUAGAUGUGUAGAAGAGAUACAAAAAGUUUGUGAAAAUCCUGAUGUAUUGAGUCAAAGGAGUUCAUUCUUAGAGACGGGAGUAGACGAGAAGAAGUGUCAACUUCAGCAAGGUGCAGUGGAGGAGCAGGUGGACCCAUUUUCUCUUGUUGCUGAUGAACUCUCUCUUAUUGGUAACCGGUUAAGAGAGAUGGUGGUUUCUGAGAUCCCUAAGCUUGCCUCAGCUGCAGAAUACUACUUUCAGAUGGGGGUAGAGGGAAAGAGGUUUCGUCCCACAGUUUUGUUGUUGAUGGCAUCAGCACUAAAUGUGUCACUCCCUGGGUCCGGGUCUGAUGUUGUCACCAACGAUGACAUGCGUACAAGAUAUCAUCGUAUUGCUGAAGCCACCGAGAUGAUCCAUGUCGCAAGUCUUCUUCACGAUGAUGUGCUAGAUGAUGCUGAAACAAGACGUGGUGUUCGCUCCCUUAACUUUUUAAUGGGUAAUAAGCUGUCUGUGUUAACAGGGGAUUUUUUGCUUUCUCGAGCUUGUUUGGUCCUUGCCAGUCUAAAAAACCCCGAGAUCGGUUUAUUAUUUUCAAUGGUUUUGGAGCAUCUUGUAACAGGUGAACUAAUGCAAAUGAAAAGUACCUCAGAACAACAAUGUAGCAUGGAUCAAUAUAUGCGCAAGACAUACUACAAGACUGCAUCAUUGAUUGCAAAUAGCUGCAAAUCAGUCGCUAUUUUGGCAACAUGCCAGGAAACUGAAGUUGCAAUGCUGGCUUAUAAUUAUGGAAGAAAUCUGGGGUUGGCGUAUCAGUUGAUUGAUGAUGUUCUCGAUUUCACAGGGACAUCGGCUUCCCUUGGGAAGGGUUCUCUCUCGGAUAUUCGACAUGGGAUUAUAACAGCUCCACUAUUGUUUGCCAUUGAAGAAUUCCCACAAUUACAAGAAGUUGUCAAUCGAGAUCUUGAUGACCCCAGAUAUGUUGAUCUUUCUCUUGAAUACCUUGGGAAGAGUCGCGGAAUACAAAGAACUAUUGAGCUAGCAAAAGAACAUGCCAACCUGGCAGCUUCAGCUAUUAAUUCUCUGCCUCAGAGUGGUGAUGAAAACGUCAUUAUAUCGAGACAGGCACUUGUGGACCUCACUCAUAUCGUCAUCACAAGAAAAAAGUAG
Papaver somniferum (opium poppy) is the source of this 2359-nucleotide messenger RNA. RefSeq lists its product as uncharacterized. The transcript is spliced from 12 exons. The record is from RefSeq and is a predicted model, not a curated record. Gene Ontology annotation, cellular component: endoplasmic reticulum membrane. Gene Ontology annotation, biological process: farnesyl diphosphate metabolic process; isoprenoid biosynthetic process. Lineage: Eukaryota; Viridiplantae; Streptophyta; Magnoliopsida; Ranunculales; Papaveraceae. Bases 89 to 2359 code for a protein of 756 amino acids. Gene Ontology annotation, molecular function: squalene synthase [NAD(P)H] activity.